This is a messenger RNA of Monoraphidium neglectum, 600 nucleotides long. RefSeq names its product leucyl-tRNA synthetase. The annotation marks the transcript as partial. Gene Ontology annotation, biological process: leucyl-tRNA aminoacylation. The transcript has 3 exons. The record is from RefSeq and is a predicted model, not a curated record. Gene Ontology annotation, cellular component: cytosol. Gene Ontology annotation, molecular function: ATP binding; leucine-tRNA ligase activity. NCBI's taxonomy places the organism in Eukaryota, Viridiplantae, Chlorophyta, Chlorophyceae, Sphaeropleales, Selenastraceae.
AUGCGACUGCCUCCUGCAACCUCCCCCAGCGGUGCGGGGCUGCACGUGGGCCACCCCGAGGGCUACACAGCCACUGAUAUUCUGGCGCGCUACAAGCGCAUGCGCGGCUUCAACGUGCUGCAUCCCAUGGGCUGGGACGCGUUUGGCCUGCCGGCGGAGCAGUACGCCAUCCAGACCGGCACACACCCCGCCGAGACGACGGCGCGCAACGUGGCACGGUUCAGGCAGCAGCUGAAGAUGCUGGGUUUCAGCUACGACUGGCAGCGCGAGGUGUCGACGACUGACGCCGAUUACUACAAGUGGACCCAGUGGAUCUUCCUGCAGCUGUUCAAGAAGGGCCUGGCCUACCAGGCCGAGGUCCCUGUGAACUGGUGCCCCGCGCUGGGCACCGUCCUGGCCAACGAGGAGGUGAUCGACGGCAAGAGCGAGCGCGGCAGCCACCCUGUCGUGCGCCUGCCCAUGAAGCAGUGGAUGCUCAAGAUCACGGCCUACGCGGACAGGCUGCUGGAGGACCUGGACGAUCUCGACUGGGCCGACUCGAUCAAGGAGAUGCAGCGGAAUUGGAUCGGGCGCAGCGAGGGCGCGGAGAUCGAGUUUGAG